AUGGCCCUCCCAGACGCUAUCGCGCGCGACGUCGCCAGUGCGAUCGGCCACCUCACGCUGCUCUCCGAGCUCGUCGUGCGACAAGCCGAGCUAUCGGACGCCGGGCUGUCGGCGUUGGCGAGCGCGUUGAGCCGAGACGAGAGCUGCGGUCGGUACCUCACGCACCUCGUCCUCGGCAGCAAUGCUCUCACGUCGCUCUCCCCCGUCGUGUCGGCCUUGCCCAAGCUGCCGGUGCUGCGGUAUUUGGACGUGCAGGACAAUAAGAUUGGCGCCGUUCACAUGGCGUCGUUGGAGGCGGCGUUGUGUGUCCACCCGACGCUGCACGUGCUCGAUAUUUCGAGGAAUGGUCUCGGCACGGAUGGUGCCGUGACGCUGCUCAUGGGCGCGGCCACCAAGCCGCGACUCCACGUCAACGCGGCCGACAAUGGCAUCGACGUUGACGCGAUCUAUGCAGCGCAUUGCGAGCUCAAGAAGCACCGCGACCGACUCAUGAUCGAGGCGACGGCGCUGUGGAACCUUCCAAAUCCGUUUGAAUAUAGUGUGUAG
This is a messenger RNA of Saprolegnia parasitica CBS 223.65, 546 nucleotides long. RefSeq lists its product as hypothetical. Bases 1 to 546 code for a protein of 181 amino acids. The transcript has a single exon. The record is from RefSeq and is a predicted model, not a curated record. Gene Ontology annotation, cellular component: perinuclear region of cytoplasm; cytosol; nucleus. Lineage: Eukaryota; Oomycota; Saprolegniomycetes; Saprolegniales; Saprolegniaceae. Gene Ontology annotation, molecular function: GTPase activator activity; small GTPase binding. Gene Ontology annotation, biological process: nucleocytoplasmic transport; activation of GTPase activity.